AUUCCACAGAAUGUACCGAAUCCACUGAAUACCUUAAUCCACUGAAUCCACCGAAUCCACCAAAUCCACUGAAUCCACCGAAUCCAUCGAAUCUACCGAAUCCACCGACUACGCCGAAUCCACUGGAUCCACUGAAUCCAAUGAAUCCACUGAAUCCAAUGAAUCGACUGAAUUCACUUAAUCCAUAUAAUCCACUGAAUCCACUCAAUCCACCGAAUCCACUGAAUACACCGAAUCCUCCGAAUCCACUUAAUCCAUUUAAUCUACCGAAUCCACUGAAUCCACAGAAUCCACCGAAUCCACUGAAUCCACAGCAGCCACCCAACCCACUGAAUCCACCGGAUCCACUGAAUUCACUGAAUCCACUUAAUCCAUUGAAUCCACAGAAUCCACCCAAUCCACUAAAUCCACCGAAUCCACUCAAUCCACUGAAUCCACCGAACCCACCAAAUCCACUGAAUCCACCGAAUCCAUCGAAUCUAACGAAUCCACCGACUACGCCGAAUCCACUGGAUCCACUGAAUCCAAUGAAUCCACUGAAUCCAAUGAAUCGACUGAAUUCACUUAAUCCAUAUAAUCCACUGAAUCCACUCAAUCCACCGAAUCCACUGAAUACACCGAAUCCUCCGAAUCCACCGAAUCCACUUAAUCCAUUUAAUCUACCGAAUCCACUGAAUCCACAGAAUCCACCGAAUCCACUGAAUCCACAGCAGCCACCCAACCCACUGAAUCCACCGGAUCCACUGAAUUCACUGAAUCCACUUAAUCCAUUGAAUCCACAGAAUCCACCCAAUCCACUGAAUCCACUAAAUCCACCGAAUCCACCGAAUCCACUCAAUCCACUGAAUCCACUCAAUCCACUGAAUCCACCGAACCCACCAAAUCCACUGAAUCCACCGAAUCCAUCGAAUCUAACGAAUCCACCGACUACGCCGAAUCCACUGGAUCCACUGAAUCCAAUGAAUCCACUGAAUCCAAUGAAUCGACUGAAUUCACUUAAUCCAUAUAAUCCACUGAAUCCACUCAAUCCACCGAAUCCACUGAAUACACCGAAUCCUCCGAAUCCACCGAAUCCACUUAAUCCAUUUAAUCUACCGAAUCCACUGAAUCCACUGAACCCACCGAAUCCACUCAAUCCACCGAAUCUACUGAAUCCACCGAAUCCACUGAAUUCACUUAAUCCAUUUAAUCUAACGAAUCCACUGAAUCCGCGGAAUCCACCGAAUCCACCCAAUCCACCGAAUCCACUCAAUCCACUUAAUCCACUGAAUCCACCGAAUCCAUCGAAUCUACCAAAUCCACCGAAUCCAUUGAAUCCAAUGAAUCCACUGAAUCCACUUAAUCCAUUUAAAUUACCGAAUCCACUGAAUCCACGGAAUCCUCCCAAUCCAUUGAACCCACCGAAUCUACUCAAUCCACCGAAUCCACUGAAUCCACCGAUACCACCCAAUCCACUGAAUCCACCGAAUCCAUUUAAUCCACUGAAUCCACCGAAUCCAUCGAAUCCACCGAAUCUACCGAAUCCACCGAAUACACCAAAUCCACCGAAUCCACCGAAUCCACUGAAUCCAAUGAAUCCACUGAAUCCAAUGAAUCCACUUAAUCCAUUUAAUUUACCGAAUCCACUGAAUCCACGGAAUCCACCCAAUCCAUUGAACCCACCGAAUCCACUCAAUCCACUGAAUCUACCGAAUCCACUGAAUCCACCGAAUCCACCGAUACCACCCAAUCCACUGAAUCCAUUUAAUCCACUGAAUCCACCGAAUCCAUCGAAUCCACCGAAUACACCAAAUCCACCGGAUCCACUGAAUCCCAUGAAUCCAAUUAAUCUACUUAAUCCAUAUAAUCCACUGAAUCCACUCAAUCCACCGAAUCUACUGAAUCCACCGAAUCCUCCGAAUCCACUGAAUUCACUUAAUCCAUUUAAUCUAUCGAAUCCACUGAAUCCGCGGAAUCCACCGAAUCCACCCAAUCCACUGAAUCCAAUGAAUCCACUGAAUCCACUUAAUCCAUAUAAUCCACUGAAUCUAUUCAAUCCACCGAAUCCACUCAAUCCACCGAAUCCAUCGAAUCUACUGAAUCCGCUGAAUCCACUGAAUGAAAAGAAUCAAAAUUAA
Messenger RNA from Topomyia yanbarensis, 2117 nucleotides. RefSeq names its product sporozoite surface protein 2-like. NCBI's taxonomy places the organism in Eukaryota, Metazoa, Arthropoda, Insecta, Diptera, Culicidae. The annotation marks the transcript as partial. The transcript has a single exon. The record is from RefSeq and is a predicted model, not a curated record.